Austrofundulus limnaeus is the source of this 924-nucleotide messenger RNA. RefSeq names its product dehydrogenase/reductase SDR family member 11. The transcript has 7 exons. Bases 49 to 816 code for a protein of 255 amino acids. The record is from RefSeq and is a predicted model, not a curated record. NCBI's taxonomy places the organism in Eukaryota, Metazoa, Chordata, Actinopteri, Cyprinodontiformes, Rivulidae.
GUUGUCCUUCGUGUCCGCAGCAGGUCUCCGGUGUCUCAGCAGUGAAAGAUGGACCGCUGGAGGGGCAGAGUGGCUCUGGUGACCGGAGCCUCGGUCGGGAUCGGAGCGACCAUCGCUAAAGAGCUGGUCCGGUCCGGGAUGAAGGUGGUGGGCUGCGCCAGGAGCGUGGAGAAGAUCCAGAAACUGGCAGCAGAGUGUCAGGCUGCGGGCUACAGCGGACAGCUGGUUCCCUUCAAGUGCGACCUGAGCAAGACGGAGGAGAUCGAGUCCAUGUUCGCCUCCAUCAAAGCUCAGCACAAAGGCGUGGACGUGUGCAUCAACAACGCCGGCCUGGCUCACCCCGAGUUCCUGCUGAGCGGCAAAACCAGCGGCUGGAAGAACAUGCUGGAUGUGAAUGUUUUGGCUCUGAGCGUCUGCACUCGUGAAGCGUAUCAGUCCAUGAAGGAGAGAAACGUUGACGACGGCCACAUCAUCAACCUGAACAGUAUCUGUGGCCACGUUGUGAUUCCCAGCUCUGACAUCCAUUUCUACACCUGCACCAAGUACGCAGUGACGGCUCUGACUGAGGGCCUGAGGCAGGAGCUGCAUGAAGCCAAAACUCACAUCAGGGCCACGUGCAUUUCUCCGGGCGUUGUGGCGACAGAGUUCGCUCCGAGGCUUUACAGCAAUGACCCAGAGAAAGCUGCCAGUUCAUACACAACCUAUAAAGCUCUGGAAGCCAUAGACGUUGCCAAUGCGGUCAUCUACGCCCUGAGUGCUCCUCCUCAUGUGCAGGUUGGAGACAUUACGAUAAGACCGGUGGAGCAGCAGAUGUAGAGCUGCGCAGCGUGAAGGCUCAGAUUUAAUCGCUGAAUGAUUCUUCCACGUGAUUCGUUAAACGCGCCUGUCAAAGUAACAAGAAUAAAAGUCUGACUUCAAAAUAAA